Fusarium subglutinans is the source of this 3264-nucleotide messenger RNA. RefSeq lists its product as uncharacterized. Gene Ontology annotation, biological process: regulation of DNA-templated transcription. The transcript has a single exon. Gene Ontology annotation, molecular function: transcription cis-regulatory region binding; DNA-binding transcription factor activity. Lineage: Eukaryota; Fungi; Ascomycota; Sordariomycetes; Hypocreales; Nectriaceae. The record is from RefSeq and is a predicted model, not a curated record. The coding region runs from base 1 to 3264 and encodes 1087 amino acids. Gene Ontology annotation, cellular component: nucleus.
AUGUCAGGCAACGGCAACGGUAGUAGCAAGUGGCCUGACUUCCGCCUCGCGUCGACCCUAUGGUCUCUAAUGCCCGGCUCCCAGUCCAACAGGCCAGAUAAGCAAAACGACGAAGACCGCGACGGCAACCAAGGCCACAAGAACGAGCAGCAGCUCAAGAACGAACCCCAAGAAGAGCUUCCAGAAGAGCUAAUGCAGUCACUCGAGUUGACCCAAGACGAAGUUGGCACCGAGAGCCGGCCAAUUGACGAGAUGAGCGGUUUCGACAACUACGAUGGCGAUGCUCAGGAUGGUCCAGAAGACGACGUUCAGGACCAAGACUUUGGCACGCUCGAAAUGUUCGACAGCAACGCAACACAAGCCCCCUACACCUCGCAACUCGACAACGCGUCCCAGGAAGACCAGGCAUCUGAGGCGCCCAUGUCGGAAGACAUACCGUCCUCUCAAUCCCGAAAGCACAAGCGCGACAAGAAGGGGCGCAAACAGAAGGGCAUAAAUGAGAGUGAAUCUCCACAACUGCCAGCUGCCGAAGAAUCCUCGCGCAAGUCCAAAAAGUCCAAGAAAAAGUCAAUUGUACCGGUCGAAAUCCCCGAUAGCAUGGUCGAAAACAACACAGCAACCAUAUUCCCAUCUCAACCUCUGGACAACUUGGCUGCUGACCUUGAUGAUGAGAUGGCUGCUCCUGCUACUCAACCCAAGCGCAAGCGCAACCUCUCGGAUUCUAUUGACGGCAAGCAACGCAAGAAGCGAAGAUCCCGUGACGAGGCAGCCGACAUCGAAUCACAGCUGGCAGAACCAGGAACACAGGAUGGCCAAAUUGAGGAAGCAGACACCAAAGAAUCUCAAGCUGCCUCUUUCCUCCGCACCAGAGACGCAGCUCGCCCAGCUGCCAUUUACGAUGACGUCGCAGAGGAUGCACCCCAAUCUCCCAGUGCUGCACGCCUCGAGGUGCGUGAUGAUGCUCGAUCAAGAGAAGGUAGUACCGCUCAUGACGAGAUGGACAUUGAUGCAUCAGCGAAGCAGACCCAGGAUCAGGAGAAUGAGGUGUCUGGCUUUUCUGCAAUCAAUGGGCAAGAGAACACAGAACACCAGGAGCUUGAGCAAGUGGCCAGGGACGUGUGGAAUGCGCACAUCAACGGCCAAACCCAACCCAACACACAAGACUCAUCUGUGCACCCUGAGGAGAUGGAAGUUCCAACAUCUGCACAGCGUCCCCAUACAAGCAAUGAUGUGUACGAUGUUCCCGGAAGCCCAGUUCAGGCCUCAAACCCCCCUAGUGCCAGCGCCAAGCGAACACGAUCGGGCAAGGCUAAGAAGGCAAAGCCUACGUUCUUUGAGAAAUCGCCUUCCCCCGAGGUUCCCGAGGGUGACCUCCCAUCACCUUCUGCCAUGACACCGAUGCCACGAAAGCGCACCAAGAAGGCUUCAAAUCGUAGAAAGUCCGAAGCCAACCGUGCACUCUCGUCUCAAGACAUGGAGGUUAGAGAUGACGACGACCUUUAUGGCAAUCCAGCAACCGGACGACGAAACCGAAUGGCUGGCUUCACCCAGGGACGAUUCACCGAUGAGGAACUUGGUCGUAUCGCACAGGCAGUCGAGGGUUACCGUGUCGAGCGCAACAUGGAGCAACAUGAACUGAAUGCUAUGAUCCAUGCUCCUGGAGGUACAACCGCUGGUGAUGAGCAUGCCGCCCUUUGGGCACGCAUCUUUGCAACAUGCCCAGACCGACACAGACAGAAAAUCAUCAAUAUCACCCGAAAGAAGUUCCACAACUUCGUUGCUCGUGGUACUUGGACGAGUGAGCAAGAUGCCGAGCUCCGUGACCUGAUUGAGGCCAACGGAACAAAGUGGUCCAAAAUUGCUGGUAUCAUCAACCGUCACCCAGAAGAUCUUCGGGAUCGUUAUCGAAACUACAUCAUCUGCGGAGACUCCCAGCGGAAAGACACCUGGGACGAAGAGGAAGAGGGUAAUCUGACGCAGUAUGUAAUGGAGGCCAUGGCCGCCAUUGACGAGUUACGAAUCAUCCAACCCACCCGCGAACUGCUCAAGAAGCCGUACGAGGAACUCAUCGAUUGGCAAAACAUCAGUGAGCGUAUGGGGAGAACUCGCAGUCGACUUCAGUGUAUCACCAAAUGGAGAGCCAUGAACAUCAAGACUCACGGCAAGGAUAAGUUGGUGUCACAUGCGCCCGAUGCAUCUAUUUCUUUCCGCCUUGAGAAGGCCCGUCGUCAAAUUGCCGCGAUGCCGGAGGAAGAACGAUAUCGUAUGAUCAUGGCCAUCUCAGGCUCAUCCGCAUCGAUUGAGGCCAAGAUUCCUUGGCAGAGACUGGUUGACAAGCAGUUCCGCAACAGCUGGCAUCGACCAACGCAGAUGCUUCUUUGGCGACGCCUGAAGCAAAGUGUACCGGAGUCAGAACAGAAGACUGUACGAGACUCUGCACAAUACCUGCUUAAUUUGUACGCCCAGACUGGCGAGCUUCCUAAUGUCGACGAUGCUCUUUUCGACGAUGCGGAGGAAAUGGAGUUUGUGAAUAGUAUCCCAACCACCCACGUUUCUCACAACAACGCUUCUGCCAAUGGUCAGAACCACAUGAGCGCCGAAUUUGUUAACGAGGCCGAUGAGGAGGAAACCGAACAACCGCAGGGUGAAUACGUCGUUCCUGAUGAGAACAUCAACCCUGAUCUGCCUAUCGCACCAAUGGAAGACUUUGACACAGCCCCGAUGGCAUCAAUGGAUCCCGUUGCUGCGGUUGCAAACCUGGCUCCCAUGGAGGAUACUGAAAUGGUUGACCCAGCUCUUUCUGCAGAUCAUGCAGAGCCUGAACAGCCUGAACAGCCUGAACAGCCCGUCGGUGCACCAAUGAAAGAGGAGCCUGUGCCUGUCGCUAAGCCCGCCAGCACUCCUGUGUUUGAUGAGCCAGCUCCCCCCAAGGCAACCCGCGUUGCAAAGAGAACAGGUAUGGGCAAGGCGAAGGCACCUAAGCCCCCUCGCAAGUCAGCUGCCAGAUCUACUCCGGCUAGAGCCACACCCAGUCGUCGAUCUGCUAGACGUGCGGCCCCUUCUCAGGACCCAAUUGAGGAUGAUGUGGAGGUUCAGGCCGGGGCUCCCGCAGAGGACAACUCUGAGGUUGACGAGGCUCAGACGCGCAAGCGAAAGACGCCUAGCAGAUUCCGAUCCGCUGGCGUGCCUGAGGUAUCGGCUGCCGCCGACGAUUCAGACAGCGUUAUGGACGAUAUGGAAGAUUUGCCAGCGCGCGUUAUGUAA